Amorphotheca resinae ATCC 22711 is the source of this 486-nucleotide messenger RNA. RefSeq lists its product as hypothetical. The transcript has a single exon. The record is from RefSeq and is a predicted model, not a curated record. NCBI's taxonomy places the organism in Eukaryota, Fungi, Ascomycota, Leotiomycetes, Helotiales, Amorphothecaceae. The coding region runs from base 1 to 486 and encodes 161 amino acids.
AUGUUCCAGCGAUCCACACCCAGGAAUCCCAGUCCGGCAAAAAAACGCGACCUUUCACUCCUGCCACACUCAAAGCCGCCAGAAGUCAACCACCUCGACCAUCAGAUUGGUCUCCGAAACGGAUCCACAUCCGUGCUCGAGUUCUCACCAAGCCGUGUACAGCGCGCAAAGCUCGCCCCCAGCCUAACCCCGUCCGCAAGGAUAGAAGAGCUCACGCGAGAACUGGGCCAGAUGCGUCAAGAGAUUCAGUUCUACCGGCAAUGCUUUGAGAUCCUACAGAGGCUUCGUGAUAAGUCUUACGAUGUGUACCAGCAAAUCUUCCUAGAGCAUUACCUCGACCCCGGCUCUGGCCGGGUGGGCGAGCUCAUGAGCCAGCUCCACCACGCGCUAGAGGAGUCGGUGCGGCAUGAAGCAGCUGCAAAAAGGGAUUGGAUAGGAUUCUGGGGUCGAGAGUCUAACCAGAUCGAAGAUGGGGGUUGGAUCUGA